Anoplopoma fimbria (sablefish) is the source of this 753-nucleotide messenger RNA. RefSeq names its product even-skipped-like1 (gene eve1). Gene Ontology annotation, cellular component: nucleus. Bases 1 to 753 code for a protein of 250 amino acids. The transcript has 3 exons. The record is from RefSeq and is a predicted model, not a curated record. Gene Ontology annotation, biological process: regulation of transcription by RNA polymerase II. Gene Ontology annotation, molecular function: RNA polymerase II cis-regulatory region sequence-specific DNA binding; DNA-binding transcription factor activity, RNA polymerase II-specific. Lineage: Eukaryota; Metazoa; Chordata; Actinopteri; Perciformes; Anoplopomatidae.
AUGGGGCUCCAGUGGCGGAGGGCAGACAGACGCCGGAGACGGCCGCCGCGCGUCGUCGCCGCCGCCGCGCACGUCGUGCUCGGUCCCGACGGGGAGCAGCGGACGGAGCCGUGCCCGCGCGGGACCCUGCUUGACCACAGCCGGCGGCACCGUACCGCGUUCACUCGGGAGCAGCUGUCCCGGCUGGAGCAGGAGUACGGCAAGGAGAGCUACGUGUCCAGGCCCCGGCGCUGCGAGCUGGCCACGACUCUCAACCUUCCAGAGACGACCAUAAAGGUGUGGUUCCAGAACAGGAGGAUGAAGGACAAACGGCAGAGACACUCCUUGCCGUGGCCUCACCAUCUCGUUGACCCCCUGGGGGCGCUCCUGAUGGGCCGCGCCUCCCCUUGCUCCGCCUUGCCGUACCCCUUCAUCCCGCCCCACCUCCCACUGCACCACCACUACCCCUUGGCUCUCUCUUCACCAGCGUCCUCGGCUCACAGCCGCUACAGCUCGCCCAUGAGGACCCUGGACGCACUCCGCCUCUCCCAGUACCACAACAGACCCGGGGGGCUGCCUCCGACCACCGGAGCCCUCUACCCCUCCACCAGCAUCUUGCACCAUCCCGCCUCAUGUCCCUGCCCCCUCUGCCUGCACUGGGGACCAGAGCAACUGCUGAAAGCCAGAGGGGAGGCGUUGGGACUGAGCCAGCCCCGAAGUCCCAAGGCCAACAUACAGCCUGCAGGCCUGGAGCGGAGAGAAGAGAUGGUGUGA